ACGCAGGCGGGGCUCAGCGGGGUCACGGCUAUGGAGGCGCCCGCAGUCCCGCUGCUGCCAUUGCUGCUGCUGUUGGCGGCCUGGGCUCCGGAGCCAGGCAGCACCUCCGCGGAGGCUCCGCCUCUGGUCAACGAAGAGGUGAGGCGCACGCUGGACCUGAGCAGCCACCUGGCCAAGGUGACGGCCGAGGUGGUCCUGGCGCACGCGGGCGGCGGCUCCUCGCCCCGCGCUGCCUCCUUCCUGGUAGCGCUGGAGCCCGAGUUGGAGGCCCAGCUGGCACACCUCGGCGUGCAGGUGACGGGAGUGGAUGAGGAAACCAACAGUCUGGACGUACGGGAGACCAAAGUUAAGGGUAAAAGCGGGAGAUUCUUCACAGUCCAGCUCCCAGCUGCUCUUGAUCCUGGGGCGAAGGUUUCAGUCGUUGUGGAAGCCGUUUAUACCCACGCGAUUCAGCCGUAUCCAACCCAGAUCACCCAGUCUGAGAAACAGUUUGUGGUGUUUGAGGGAAAUCAUUAUUUCUACUCUCCCUACCCGACCAAGACGCAAACCAUGCGUGUGAAGCUCGCCUCCCCAAACGUGGAGAGCUAUACCAAAUUGGGCAACCCCAUGCGCCACGAGAACCUCCUGGAUUAUGGCCCUUUCCACGACACCCCUGCCUACAGUCAGGAUAGUUUUAGAGUACAUUCUGAGAACAACAGCCCUUUCCUGACCGUCAGCAGCAUGACCCGAGUUGUCGAGGUCUCCCACUGGGGUAAUAUUGCUGUGGAAGAAAACGUGAACCUGAAGCACACGGGGGCUGUGCUGAAGGGGUCUUUUUCUCGUUAUGAUUAUGACAGAUGGACAGAUAGUGGCAGCUCCUCCAUCCGUUCUUUUAAGACCAUCCUUCCUGCCUCUGCCCAGGAUGUUUAUUACCGGGAUGAGAUUGGCAGCAUUUACACCAGACACCUCCUUACUUUGGAUGACUCGGUGGAGAUGGAAGUGAAGCCUCGUUUCCCUCUCUUUGGCGGGUGGAAGACUCAUUAUAUCAUUGGCUACAACCUCCCAAGCUAUGAGUACCUCUAUAAUUUGGGAGACCAGUAUAUGUUGAAGAUGAGGCUGGUGGACCACGUGUUUGAUGAGCAAGUGAUAGACUCUCUGACCGUGAAGAUCAUCCUCCCUGAAGGGGCCAGGAACAUCCAGGUGGACAGUCCCUAUGAGAUCAGUCGAGCCCCCGACGAGCUGCACUAUACCUACCUGGACACUUGUGGCCGCCCUGUGAUCGUGGCCCACAAGGAAAACCUGGUGACACAGCACAUUCAGGACGUCGUGGUGCGCUACACCUUCAGCAAGGUGCUCAUGCUCCAGGAGCCCCUGCUGCUGGUGGCCGCCUUCUCCAUUCUGCUCUUCACUGUCAUCGUCUAUGUCAGGCUGGACUUAUCCAUCACGAAGGAUCCAGCUGCAGAAGCCAGGAUGAAGGUGGCUUGCAUAAUAGAGCAGGUCUUGACCCUGGUCAGCAAGAGACUAGGUCUCUACCACCACUUUGACAAGACGGUCAGUAGAUACAAACAGUCCCGGGAUGUGUCCACCCUCAGCAGUGGCAAGAAGAGCUUGGAAACGGAGCACAAGGCUUUGACCAGUGAGGUGGCGCUGCUGCAGUCCAGGCUGAAGGCCGAGGGCUCCAACCUCUGCGACAAAGUGAGCGAAAUGCAGAAGCUGGACGCGCAGGUCAAGGAGCUGGUCCUGAAGUCAGCAGUGGAGGCUGAGUGGCUGGUGGCCGGCAAGCUCAAGAAAGACAUGUACAUCGAGAAUAAGCAGCUCAUUUCAGGAAAGCGACAGGAGCUGGUCAGCAAGAUUGACCACAUCCUGCAUACCCUGUAGCCCUCCAGAGGGCAGGGUGGGGGGUGAACAUGGAGGCCAGCAGGUUAUGGCAUCUAUAUUUGCCAAAGGUCUCCAAGGAAGAGAGAAGCUAGGCCUUCCCUCAAGCAACACAGAAGCUUAGUUUUGUCCCUAAGAUGUUCUUUAAAAAAACAAAAAAAACACCUAGAUGUCAUUUAAAACAAAAUAUCUUUGAAUUUUGAACAAAGAAGUUUUUGAGUUGGCUUUGUUCUGAAGCCUAGGAUAUUCUUUUCACCUCAAGCCCCUUGUUUUACACCCUUCUAAUUCCUGAGAUUUGGGUAUUUUACAAGCAUGUGUGUGUUUUUUAAAGCACAUAUGACUAAAUGAAAAUAAAGCCAAGGCUGUAAAAAAAAAAAAAUACUCU
Molecule: messenger RNA, 2239 nt
Organism: Cervus elaphus (red deer)
Lineage: Eukaryota; Metazoa; Chordata; Mammalia; Artiodactyla; Cervidae
Product: dolichyl-diphosphooligosaccharide--protein glycosyltransferase subunit 1-like
Exons: 1
Coding region: 31-1857 (608 amino acids)
Cellular component (GO): membrane; oligosaccharyltransferase complex
Source: RefSeq, a predicted model, not a curated record